This is a messenger RNA of Acanthopagrus latus (yellowfin seabream), 3197 nucleotides long. RefSeq names its product phosphatidylinositol glycan anchor biosynthesis, class T (gene pigt). The transcript is spliced from 11 exons. The record is from RefSeq and is a predicted model, not a curated record. Gene Ontology annotation, cellular component: GPI-anchor transamidase complex. NCBI's taxonomy places the organism in Eukaryota, Metazoa, Chordata, Actinopteri, Spariformes, Sparidae. The coding region runs from base 67 to 2010 and encodes 647 amino acids. Gene Ontology annotation, biological process: attachment of GPI anchor to protein.
ACGCUCAUUGGCCGGUUCCGUGCAUGACGCGCAAAUGCGGAAGUGAACAACCGCCGGAAGAGGAAAAUGGCAGCUCACAGGUGCAGCCGCUCGGCUCUGCUGCUUAUUCUGUGCGGUUUGACGCUGUUUACAGCCGCAGACAGUCAAGAAACGACAGUGAAUGGUGGCCACCAUGCCUCUGCGGUGGAAAAUCAACAAACAGCCACCGAAACAGCGGAACAGACGACCGAGCAGCCCGCGGUGGAGGAGAGGCGCUGGGAAGCAACUGAGGUUGAAGAGGCGACUCCGGAUGAUGCUGCAGCCGACAAGCAGGACUCUCCUGUCCCUGAAACCGUGGUGCCCUCAUCGGUGCCACAGCCCAAAGACGAUUUCCAGGAGGAACUGGUCAUCAGGCCGCUGCACUCAGGAGAUAUUUAUGCCAGCUUCCAGUUCCGCACCGUGUGGGAAACUGAUUUCUCGAGAGGAAACAAAGUGUCCCACUACCGGCUGUUUCCCAAGUCUCUGGGCCAGGUCAUCUCUAAGUUCUCAGUGCGAGAGCUGCACAUCUCUUUCACGCAGGGCUACUGGAGGACAAUGCAGUGGGGGCAGCCCUUCCAGCCGGCUCCUCCUGGGGCUGAAAUCUGGGUGUGGUUCCAGGACUCCGUGACAGAUGUGGACAGCACAUGGAAGGAGCUGACCAAUGUGUUGUCGGGGAUCUUUUGCGCUUCGCUGAACUUCAUUGACUCCACCAACACAGUUCAGCCCAGUGCGUCCUUCAAGCCGCUGGGUAUAGGCAACGUGACGGACCACCGCUUCCUUCGCUAUGCCACCCUGCCACGAGAGAUUGUUUGCACUGAAAAUUUGACACCUUGGAAGAAACUCCUGCCAUGUGGUUCCAAGGCUGGUCUCGCUGUCCUGCUGAAGUCAGAGAAACUCUUCCACAGCAGUUUUCAUUCCCAGGCAGUUCACAUCAGGCCCGUGUGUCAGGACUGGGAGUGCAAAACCACAUCCUGGGAGCUGAGACAGACGCUGAAUGUGGUGUUUGACCUGCACACCUCUGCACAGGGUAAACGAGAAUGGUCUCUUUUUAAGAUGUUCUCUCGGACCCUGACGGAAGCUUGUCCACUGGCCUCAUCCAGUAAAAUCUAUAUCGACAUCACAGACAACCCCGAGGGGGAGCAGUUUGAGGUGAGCCCGGCCACUCCUCUGCUGAGCCAGGCAUCCGUGCUGGGGGACAGACGAACCUUCUCCGUCUACGAUCUGACCCAACAAAUCACCUUUGGCACCGUGCGCUCCCUCAACCUGCUGAUCCGCUGGAAAUCCAGUGAGGGUGACAUGCUGCGUCCCCUGCUUCACGGUGAGCGUUACGUGGCAGGUUACGGGCUGCAGACGGGAGAGAUUCACACCCUGAUGUACAACUACCACCCAUACAGGUCUUUCCCUGUGCUGCUGCUGGACUCUGUGCCUUGGUAUCUUCGUCUCUACAUCCACACCCUUACUGUCACCAGCAAGGGAAAGGACAACAAGCCCAGUUACAUCCACUACCAGCCGUCUAAGGACCGCGUGAGGCCCCACCUGCUGGAGAUGCUCGUCCAGCUUCCUCCCAACUCUGUCACCGAGGUCACAGUGCAGUUUGAGAGGGCUCUGCUGAAGUGGACUGAGUACACCCCCGAUCCCAAUCACGGCUUCUAUGUGGGGUCUUCAGUAAUCAGCUCUCUUGUGCCAAGCGUUGUCGCCAUGGAUACUAACAGCACUCGGGAGCGCCCACUGUUCAGCAGCUUUUUUCCCUGUAAAGAGGAGUCCAGCUACUUCGUGCGUGUCUACACGGAGCCUCUGCUGGUCAACCUGCCGACUCCAGACUUCAGCAUGCCUUACAAUGUCAUCUGCUUGACCUGCACAGUGGUGGCCGUGGGCUACGGCUCUCUUUACAACCUACUGACCCGGAGCUUCCAGAUAGAGGAGCCCAACCCAGGACUGGCCAAGCGAAUAGCCAACGUCAUCCGCAAGAUGAGGGGCGUGCCACCGCUCUGAGGCUGGACGCCGUGCCGACUGCCUCUACUUUUAGAAAGGAUGUUUUCCUUUUGGUGAAACCACUUUUAAACAUGUGACAUUCAGGGAAGAAACUGAGUCAAGCACUGGUAUGAAUGUUUUUAAAGCAGUUAACUUGAAGGUUUUGGGUUGUAUCCAGGGUGAUUUCCUGCCGGCUAAGGACAAUGUGAUGCUUGGAUGAAAAGUCAGAGCUUUGUUAUUGUUGAAACAGAAGAAGGAACCAAAGCUGUGCAGUGUGCAGCAGUGGUAACUGCAGCAGGGUUUUUUUUGGUUUGAUUGUUUUUGUUUUGUGGAUGUUUGAAGCCAUAACUCUAACACAUUGUAAUACAGCCACUGUGUCUCUGAGGUAAAGGUUGCUGCUGUGAGGACACUGUGACCAAAGACUGAUGGCUUUAAACAACAUUGGAUGGAAAAAAGCCUGACCACCUUUGUUCACAUAUUGUGUUCCUGACCUGCAGAUUGCUUCCUCCCUGCUGGGAAAGAUAGGCUAACUCAUUCAGAAUGUCACAUUUCUCAAACCUCAGUUAUAUCCAAAACACUGAGUUCUCCACCUCCAACCUCAAAUUCACGCAAAAUCAAAGUCUAACUAUGGAAGAUCCUCCUUAUUUAAUGGUUCCUGAUGCAUUUUAUAUAAUUUUAAUAUAUGAAUAUGGAGAAAGAAGAAUUAUUGCUAUCAAGAAUUGAAUGGUUGGUCAGACAUCCCUGUAAGCAUGAGCAAUAAGGUUUUGUGUCUGGAACUGCUUGUUCUAUAAAAGGAACACCCCGCUUACCAAACAUUUAUUUUUGCACUCAUUGGUUGUUUUGAUGCAUGCUUUGAAUGUGAAUUGCAGAUGUGUGCAGGUCUCUUCAUGAUUAAUUGCCUUCAGUUUGUCAGGUUGUUGACUCAUUCACUCAUCAGUCCUAUGCAGUUUAACCACAGCGAGUAGAAGUCUGUUUUUUUUUGUUUUUUUUUAUUGGAAUUGCCUUCCACUGAUGUGAAAUACUACCAUGUAAAAGCAACACUAUCCUCUGCUGAGGUUGUCUGCCUAAAAAAGUCCAUUCUGUUUUACUUGCAGGGCAAAAAGAGUGUGUGCACUGAGAAUGUCUGAAGCAGUACUGUGUGUGCGCUUGUGUCAAAAAACUCCAAAUGUUCCAUAUUGCAUUUUUUAAUAAACUGAUAAACAUGUUAA